This is a messenger RNA of Aspergillus tanneri, 2124 nucleotides long. RefSeq lists its product as uncharacterized. Bases 1 to 2124 code for a protein of 707 amino acids. The transcript has 8 exons. The record is from RefSeq and is a predicted model, not a curated record. NCBI's taxonomy places the organism in Eukaryota, Fungi, Ascomycota, Eurotiomycetes, Eurotiales, Aspergillaceae. Gene Ontology annotation, molecular function: heme binding; iron ion binding; monooxygenase activity.
AUGUCGGCCACAAAAUUAGCCAUCUUUGGCUGUGUCCUGCUGCCGGGGAUAGCACACAGGCUAUGGCCUUCACAAUCUGUCGCCUUGAUAUGGUUCAUCUCAGCCUAUGUGAUCAUCUUCUGCCUUGCCAUCUGGAAACUUUAUCUAUGGCCGUUCUGGUUCAGUCCUCUACGUAAUUUGCCCGAACCUCAGGGAGGUGAGCUACUGGGAGGCCAUACCAAGCUACUUCCUGACGAACGGUCCGGUAUGCCCUUGCACGAAUGGAUCAAUCAGGUGCCUAAUUCCGGGCUGAUUCGGUAUCGGAAACGAUUCAACAAGGAGAUCGUGUUCGUGACAAGCCCCAAGGGCCUCUCGGAGGUGCUGAUCCAGAAGAAUUAUGAGUUCUCCAAGCCGUACAAGCUGCGGCAAGGUCUCGGGAGGAUUCUAGGUGUUGGACUUCUCAUUGCCGAGGGCGAGGACCACAAGAUCCAGCGCAAACACCUCAUGCCCGCGUUUUCCCACCGACAUAUUAUGGAUUUAUAUCCGAUCUUCUGGGACAGAUCGGUCGCGCUCGCCCAGGAGCUGCAGGCCAAUAUCGACGGCAGGUCGAAUGUAUCCAGCAAGGUCGUUGACGUCGCCGACUGGUUGGCCCGCGCAACGCUGGACAUCAUAGGAGCAGCUGGGUUCGGGGAAGAAUUUGACACAAUCCGACAUCCUGAUAAUGAGAUAAGGAAGGCCUAUCGGAGUGUCCUUGAGCAGAAGCCUCCGAAGGGAACUUUGAAGAUCCUUAUUUUCCUGGCUCGGGAGCAACUCAUCAGGACAUUAGCUCUCCAACGCAACGAUAGCAUCGCAGUGGCGACUAGAACGUUGACCAGAGUCGCCCGUCGCUUGAUUGCAGCAAAGCGACAGAACCCGACGGCAGGACAUGAGACUACGGCGACCUCCAUGACCUGGGCGGUAUACGCCCUAUGGCUAUAUCCCGAGGUCCAACGCCGACUCCGCGAGGAAGUGCGCAGUCGCCUGGUCCAGAAUCCCCUUCAACGAGAUGACUCUAGCCAGCAGCCCAUGACGGCCGAGCGCUUGAAUAGUCUUCCACGCGUGGCCGUCAAAGACACUACGAUCCAAGGGCAACACAUCCCGCGUGGCACGGAAAUCGUCAUUUCUCCCCGAGCCAUAAAUGUCUCGCGAGAGCUGUGGGGGGACGAUGCAACUAUAUUCAACCCGGAUCGAUGGCUUGGUCCAAAGCGAGCCAACAGUGGAGGGGGCGUAACCAACUUUUCGUUCAUGAUUUUCCUACAUGGAACGUUUGAGAUGAAACUGGAGGACAAGACAGCGGACAUCAUCAUCGAAACCGGGCUCACGUCUCAGCCCAAGGGGGGUUUAAAAACGAUGAAUAGAUGUUACUUGCACUCGGCUUUGGACUUUGUGGCAUUGUUCACGUCUAUCUCCAAUCGUAGCAUGAAGACUACCACCAUGAACACGACUACAGACAGAGACCAACGCGUCUCCUUAGUUGAGUCUGUCUUGACCUCUCAAAUCGACUGGAGAGAUGAUCCGCAGUCUCUGAUUCUGCUAGUCACCGGUAUUCUGUCCGGUUUGUAUCUACUCAAUACCCUCCAAGCACGGUUCCUGCAGCUCAAGCUUCCUGUAGUCGGAUAUAGGUCCUUUUGGGAGCCUGGCUGGGUUGCUGGACUACGAUUCUCGCGUCGCAGUCAACCGAUCGUUCGGGAAGGAUACCAGAAGUUCAAAGACCAAAUGUUCAGGAUCCGACGGAAUGAUGCCGAGAUCAUCAUAUUGCUGCGCACGUACGUGAAUGAGCUGCGAGAUAUGCCCGAAAGUCAACUCAGUGCUAUGGAGGCUCACAUUAAGAAUAUGGUGGGUUACUAUACCAUCGGGAAUCUGAAACUGGUGCGAGAGAGUGAUCUUCACCGACGGACACUACAGAAGAAUUUGACCCCUGCUCUGGGGACGCUGGUUCCCUCUCUGCAAGACGAGCUGAGGUUUGCUUUCCGGGCAGAGAUUCCCGACUGCAAGGAGUGGACGCCGGUUCAUAUCAACGAGCUCACUGUGCGUAUCGUGGCCCGCAUCUCGGCUCGUGUCUUCGUCGGUCCCCAUCUCUGCGCAACGAGGAGUGGCUCUACUUAA